Molecule: messenger RNA, 1100 nt
Organism: Poecilia reticulata (guppy)
Lineage: Eukaryota; Metazoa; Chordata; Actinopteri; Cyprinodontiformes; Poeciliidae
Gene: pecr
Product: peroxisomal trans-2-enoyl-CoA reductase
Biological process (GO): phytol metabolic process
Cellular component (GO): peroxisome
Molecular function (GO): trans-2-enoyl-CoA reductase (NADPH) activity
Source: RefSeq, a predicted model, not a curated record
UCCAACUGACUCCUAGUAGAAACAAGUAUGGCGGCGUCCAGUGUUUUCCGACCGGGCUUGUUCAACCACAAAGUAGCGAUAGUGACCGGCGGAGGGACGGGGAUCGGUAAAGCCAUCUCUGCGGAGCUGCUGGAGCUAGGCUGCAGCGUGGUGAUCUCCAGCAGGAAGGCAGAAAGGCUGGAGGCAGCGGCUCAGGAGAUGAGGCAGAAGAUCCCCCCCAAUAGCCCUGCUAGUGUCACCCCGGUUUCCUGUAACAUCCGCAGUGAGGACGAGGUGAAGGCUCUUGUGUCUUCGGUGCUGAAGCGGUAUGGUAGGAUAGACUACCUGGUGAACAACGGAGGGGGUCAGUUCAGCAGCCCGGUGGAGAAGAUAGCCUCCAAAGGCUGGAAGGCUGUGAUAGACACCAACCUCACUGGAACCUUUUACUGCUGCAAGGAGGUCUACACAGCCUGGAUGAAGCAGCACGGAGGAGUGAUCGUCAACAUCAUCGCUGACAUGUGGAAAGGCUUCCCAGGCAUGGCGCACACAGGAGCAGCGAGGUCAGCCGUGGAUAACCUAACCAAGACGAUGGCCAUCGAGUGGGCAACCUCAGGAGUCCGAGUCAAUGCUGUGGCACCUGGAACAAUCUUCUCCAAAACUGCGAUGGAGAACUAUAAGGAGCUUGGACCUCACCUCUUCAAGAUGUCCAUCCCACUUACCCCUGCAAAGAGACUAGGACUGCCAGAAGAGGUCUCCUCUGCUGUAUGUUUCCUGCUGUCUCCYGGUGCCUCGUACAUCUCUGGGGCUACCCUGAGAGUGGAUGCAGGACAGAGCCUGUAUCACGCCCUGUGGGAGAUACCUGAGCACAGCUCAUGGCCUGAAGCUCCACAGGGGGAAAACCUGGACGCUCUGAAGGARCUGCUCAAGACACAAAGCAAACUUUAAUACAUUCUAGAACAUGCAAACAGCAAAUGGUUAGAUGGCAAGUACCUCAGAAGUACAGCCACAGUGGUAAAUCACCAGACCCUUAAUGAUCGAACCUAAUGUAUAUAUGUGGAGUGUGGUUUAUAGUGGAAAUUGUGUGCAAAUUUGUAUAUAAUAAAGUAGCAACAUAAGUGUAA